UAUACUGCGGCUGUCACUUAAUACGCGUUGCGCCGAAUCUUGAAGAAUUUACAUUCUUAAAUUAUUUUUUUUACUGCGUUGACAUUUUAAUAAUGAAUAUGCCCUCAUUUUACACAAGUCUAACAGGACCUCUCAACGGAAAUUAAUGAAUGCCAAAAGACGGGAAACCACUAAAUGAUAGCUAGCUUUCUAGCUAGCUUCCCUAAAAUAUUAGCCGAUUGUCUCUAGCUUUCUCAGCCUAUUUCUGCUGUUGUCGAAUUCGUAUCGUUAUUGUCUCUACUCCAAAAUAAUGGCUUCUAUUCUCGACGAAUAUGAAGAUUCGCAGAAUAUCCGCCAUCCAGCUCAACAGCACACCCGCCUGUCUGCGUCCAACAUUGGGAUCACUCAUUCAGGAUUUGUGAAUGUUCGACUGGAAGAAGAAAAACCAAUAUUCAACAAGCAGAGAAUCGAUUUUUCUCCUCCUGAGAAAAUAAACCACUUCACAGUGUGCAACAAUCAGCUAUGUAUGAGUCUAGGGAAAGACGUGCUUCUAAGGAUUGAUCUGGGAAAACCUGACCAACCAAAUCAGAUUGAACUGGGGCGCAAAGAUGACAGUAAAGUACAUAGACUGUUCCUGGACCACACAGGAUCCCACCUUGUGAUCAGCCUUAGCACCAAUGAGUGUCUGUACCUGAACCGGAACACACAGAAGGUGCGGGCCCUCUCCCGCUGGAAGGGACACCUGAUCGAGAGUGUGGCCUGGAACAAGCUAUUGGGCACUGAGGCCAGCACUGGCCCCAUCCUGGUGGGCACCAACCAGGGGCUGAUCUUUGAGGCAGAGAUCUCGGCCACCGAGGGCAGCCUGUUCAACACCAACCCGGACCAGUACUUCCGGCAGGUGCAUGCGCUGGAGGAGGAUGGCCAGCCGGCGCCUGUCUGCUGUCUGGAGGUGGAGCGUGGUGUGGACUCCAAGUGUUUCAUCGUUGCCACCACGCGCAAGCGCCUCUUCCAAUUCGUGGGCAAGGUGCCUGAGGGCUCGGAGCAGCAAGGCUUCAGCUCCAUCUUCGGCCAGAAUCAGGAGCUCCUCCCUAGCUUCCAGGAGUUCCCCGUCAACAUGGGCUACAGUGAGAUCGCCUUCUAUACCCCAAAGCUGCGCUCCUGCCCCAAGGCCUUCGCUUGGAUGAUGGGUAAUGGUGUCCUGUAUGGCCAGCUGGACUACGGCCGGCCCGACUCGCUGCUCAGUGAUGUUCAGGUGUGGGAGUACACGCCCGACAUCGACUUCAGCUACAACAAGCCCCUCUCCAUCGUCCUGACGCAGUUCCACUUCCUGCUGCUGCUGCCGGACAGGGUGAAGGCCGUUUGCACACUGAAUGGCCAGGUGGUCCAUGAGGAUGUGUUUCCAGACAAGUUCAGCCCUCUGAAGAGAAUGAUCAAGGACCCCGCGGGGGGGCUGGUGUGGAUCUACACGGAAAAGGCGGUCUUCCGCUACCACAUCCAGAGGGAGGCGCGCGAUGUAUGGCAGAUGUACACCAGCAUGAACAAGUUUGACCUGGCCAAGGAGUAUUGCCGCGACCGACCCGAGUGCAUGGACAUUGUGCUGGCCAAGGAGGCAGAGCACUGCUUCCAGAACAAGCGGUACCUGGAGAGCGCCAAAUGCUAUGCCCUCACGCAGAACUACUUUGAGGAGAUUGCCCUCAAGUUCAUCGAGGUGAAGGAGGAGGAGGCCCUGAAGGAGUUCCUGCUGAAGAAGCUGAACAACCUGAAGCCUACAGAGAAGACACAGAUCACCCUGCUGGUCACAUGGCUGACGGAGCUGUACCUCAACCGGCUGGGCCACCUGGAGUCGAGCGGUGCUGAAGGCGCCUUGCUCCAGGAAGCCCGGCACGAGUUCCGUGGAUUUCUCAGCAGCGCCAGGCACAAGGAGUGCUUCUACAACAACCGCAGCACCAUAUAUGACCUGCUGGCCAGCCACGGCAACGUGGACGACAUGGUCUACUUCUCUGUUAUCAUGCAGGACUACGAGCGGGUCAUUUCCCACCACUGCCAGCAUGACGACUAUGGCGCCGCGCUGGAGGUGCUGUCCAAGCACUGCGACGACAAGCUCUUCUAUAAGUUCUCCCCCGUUCUCAUGCAGCACAUCCCCAAGAAGGUGGUGGAUGCCUGGAUCCAGAUGGGAAAGCGGCUGGAUGCCAAGCAGCUCAUCCCGGCCCUGGUGAACUACAGCCAGAUAGGCAGUGCCCAGCAGAUCAACGAGAGCAUCCGCUACAUGGAGUUCUGUGUCUACGAGCUGGCUGUGACUGAUGAGGCCAUCCACAACUACCUGUUGUCACUCUACGCCAAGUACCGGCCGGACUCGUUGCUCCUGUACCUGCAGCAGGCCGGCACACACGCCUCAGAGAUCCACUAUGACCUGAAGUACGCUCUGCGCCUGUGUGCGGAACAUGGCUACCUCCAAGCCUGUGUGCUGGUCUACAGGAUAAUGGAGCUCUACGAAGAGGCUGUCGAUCUGGCUUUAAAAGUGGAUGUGGACUUGGCUAAGUCGUGUGCUGACCUUCCCGAGGAUGAUGAGGAGCUGAGGAAGAAGCUGUGGCUGAAGAUUGCACGCCAUGUGGUGCAAGAAGAGAAAGACGUGAAGAAGGCAAUGAACUGCCUCUCCAGCUGCAACCUCCUGAAGAUCGAGGACAUCCUACCCUUCUUCCCUGACUUUGUCACCAUCGACCACUUCAAAGAGGCUAUCUGUGGCUCCCUGGAGGAGUAUAACCGGCACAUUGAGGGGCUGAAGCAGGAGAUGGAGGAGGCCACCGAGAGCGCCAAGCGCAUCCGCGAGGACAUCCAGGAAAUGAGGAACAAGUAUGGGGUGGUGGAGUCCCAGGAGAAGUGUGCCGCCUGCGACUUUCCCCUCCUUAACCGCCCCUUCUACCUCUUCCUGUGUGGCCACAUGUUCCACUAUGACUGCCUCUUCCAGGAGGUCAACCCCCACCUGUCGGCCUACAAGCAGACCAAGCUGGAGGAGCUGCAGAAGAAGCUGGCAGCGACUGUCCAGCCUGCCAGAUCUCGGCACCGACCCAAGGACGAGGACACUGUCAGCCUGGGCAUGGGCCAGCUGAGCCGGGAGCAGAUCAAAUCUGACAUUGAUGAUAUAAUCGCUGCUGAAUGUGUGUACUGUGGGGACCUGAUGAUCAGGUCCAUUGACAAGCCGUUCAUCGACCCGCAGAAGUAUGAGCAGGAGAAGUCCAGCUGGCUGUGACCUGGCACUCCUGUGAAGCCAGUUUCACAGCUCUGAAGUGAAGUUUAGGCAAGACUGUAACCCACUGGAAAGUGGACCUAUUGUAGCGGUGUGUGUUUAUGCCUCCAAAUUGGCAUAUGAGAUGUUAACAGGUGCCCGCUAUGUCUGUAACUGGCCUCUCUAAUGGCGUCAUGUACCCCUGACUCACUUCCUGAAUUUAAGCCUUUUGUUUAAAACUCUUUAAACUCUUCACAUCAGAAGGACACGGUAUCUGUUUUAAUAACAUUUAGAGUCUCAUGCUUAAUCUGUUUCAGGUAAAUUGUUAUAUUUUGUAUGCACAAGAUGAGCAAGGAUUCAAGUUUUGAAAUGGAAUUAGUCAUCAGAUAAUGAAACCUGCAUUUCAAUGGAUGAGAAUAUGGUGGAAUCUCUGUAUGUACUGGUAUCUGUAAGUCCUUUGUAG
This is a messenger RNA of Megalops cyprinoides (Indo-Pacific tarpon), 3665 nucleotides long. RefSeq names its product VPS18 core subunit of CORVET and HOPS complexes (gene vps18). Gene Ontology annotation, biological process: endosome to lysosome transport; organelle fusion; endosome organization. Gene Ontology annotation, cellular component: endosome; HOPS complex. Bases 290 to 3226 code for a protein of 978 amino acids. NCBI's taxonomy places the organism in Eukaryota, Metazoa, Chordata, Actinopteri, Elopiformes, Megalopidae. The record is from RefSeq and is a predicted model, not a curated record. Gene Ontology annotation, molecular function: protein-macromolecule adaptor activity. The transcript has 5 exons.